CCUAUCCUUCUUCCUUCUCUUUCAUCUUCCUCCCAACCUUUCUUUCUUUCUGCAUCUUCAUCGCUCCGUUAAUGGCGCCUCAGAUCUAUCCCUCCCAUAUAUAAACUCCUUUCCCAAUUUUUGUUCUUCACUAUCAAUCGAAAGAUCUCGAGUUUUUUUUUUUUUUUCUAUAUAAUGUAUAAGCGAGUGUCGUUAUCGUUUCCAGAAGAAGUCCUCGAGCACGUAUUCUCGUUUAUACACGUGGACAAGGACAGGAACUCGGUGUCCCUGGUGUGCAAGUCGUGGUACGAGAUCGAGCGGUGGUGCAGGAGGAAAGUCUUCGUCGGGAACUGCUACGCGGUGAGCCCCGGGAGGGUGAUAAGGAGGUUCCCGAAGCUGAGAUCCGUGGAGCUGAAGGGGAAGCCGCACUUCGCGGACUUCAAUUUGGUGCCGGAGGGGUGGGGAGGGUACGUGUACCCGUGGAUAGAGGCGAUGUCGACGUCGUACACGUGGCUGGAGGAGAUAAGGCUGAAGAGGAUGGUGGUGAGCGACGAGUGCUUGGAGCUCAUCGCUAAGUCCUUUAAGAAUUUUAAGGUUCUCGUGCUUUCUUCCUGCGAAGGCUUCUCCACCGAUGGCCUCGCUGCUAUCGCCGCCUCUUGCAGGAAUCUGAGAGAGCUUGAUUUGCGUGAGAGUGAUGUUGACGAUGUUAGCGGCCACUGGCUUAGCCAUUUCCCAGACACAUACACUUCUUUGGUAUCUCUCAAUAUCUCUUGCUUAUCCUCUGAGCUCAGUUUCUCUGCUCUCGAAAGGCUGGUGACUAGGUGUCCCUCUCUCAAGUCUCUCAAGCUUAACCGAGCUGUUCCUCUCGAAAAACUGGCUAUUUUACUUCAAAGAGCGCCUCAGCUUGAGGAAUUUGGUACCGGUGGCUACACUGCUGAUGUGCGUCCAGAUGUGUUCUCUGAUUUGUCCGUGGCUCUCUCUGGCUGCAAGAAGUUGAAGUGCUUAUCUGGGUUUUGGGAUGCUGCUCCUGCUUAUCUUCCAGCUGUUUAUUCCGUUUGCUGUCGGGUUACUACUUUGAACCUGAGUUAUGCGACGGUUCAGAGUUAUGAUCUUGUCAAGCUUCUUAGCCAAUGUCCUAAAUUGCAGCGUCUCUGGGUGUUGGAUUACAUCGAGGAUACUGGUCUUGAAGUGCUUGCUUCAACCUGCAAGGACCUCCGCGAGCUGAGAGUGUUUCCGUCUGACCCUUUUGUCAUGGAGGCAAACGUUGCAUUGACGGAACAAGGGCUUGUCUCGGUCUCUAUGGGCUGUCCAAAACUCGAGUCGGUUCUCUACUUCUGCCGUCAAAUGACCAAUGAUGCGUUGGUAACCAUUGCUAGGAACCGUCCCAACAUGACCCGCUUCCGUUUGUGCAUCAUUGAGCCGAAAGCCCCUGACCAUAUGACUCUAGAGCCACUGGACGUGGGAUUUGGAGCCAUAGUUGAGCACUGCAAAAACCUCCGGCGGCUCUCCCUGUCAGGGCUCUUGACCGACAAGGUUUUCGAAUACAUUGGGACGUAUGCAAAGAAGAUGGAGAUGCUGUCAGUGGCGUUUGCAGGAGAGAGUGACUUGGGGAUGCAUCAUGUGUUGUCAGGGUGCGAUAGUUUGAGGAAGCUAGAGAUAAGGGACUGCCCGUUUGGAGACAAGGCGCUAUUGGCCAAUGCUUCGAAGCUGGAGACAAUGCGAUCUCUUUGGAUGUCUUCUUGCUCGGUGAGUUUUGGAGCCUGCAAGUUAUUAGGACAGAAGAUGCCAAAGCUCAAUGUGGAAGUCAUCGAUGAAAGGGGUCCGCCGGACUCGAGACCGGAGAGCUGCCCUGUUGAGAGAGUGUUCAUAUACCGAACAGUGGCGGGUCCUCGGUUUGACAUGCCUGGCUUCGUCUGGAACAUGGACCAACAACACUCAACCAUGAGGGUUUGCCAGGGAAAUGGUCACUACUAACAAAUAAACGAGGUACAGUUUUUCAUCAAUCCUUGUUCAUCGUCGCCCAUAUUCUAAUUGUUCCAGUUUAGGAACACGAGAGAGAGAGAGAGAGAGAGAGCUCUCCAUUAAUUUAAUCCUGAGCUGCUUCACAUGACUACCAAGCUAAUGAGCAAUGAAUAAGUGAAGAGAGAGGGAGGACAUAGAGAGAAAGAGAUCCGAGAGACCUUUGUUGUAUGUUUGUUUGUCUUACUUACUGAGAGAUUCUGGUGGGGUAUUAUUAGUUUUGUUCAGAGGACGAUGAGAGAUUUUUUAAGAGACAAUUGUCAAACAUGUAACUGUACUAUUUGUUUGGACUCAUGUUUUUUUAAUCCUUUUCAAUAUGCUUUUUAUC
Brassica napus (rape) is the source of this 2326-nucleotide messenger RNA. Its product is annotated as protein TRANSPORT INHIBITOR RESPONSE 1. Gene Ontology annotation, molecular function: protein binding. Gene Ontology annotation, biological process: SCF-dependent proteasomal ubiquitin-dependent protein catabolic process. Bases 175 to 1953 code for a protein of 592 amino acids. The transcript is spliced from 3 exons. The record is from RefSeq and is a predicted model, not a curated record. Gene Ontology annotation, cellular component: SCF ubiquitin ligase complex. Lineage: Eukaryota; Viridiplantae; Streptophyta; Magnoliopsida; Brassicales; Brassicaceae.